Messenger RNA from Tilletiaria anomala UBC 951, 2979 nucleotides. RefSeq names its product dehydrogenase E1 and transketolase domain-containing protein 1. Gene Ontology annotation, molecular function: oxoglutarate dehydrogenase (succinyl-transferring) activity; thiamine pyrophosphate binding. Gene Ontology annotation, biological process: tricarboxylic acid cycle. Bases 1 to 2979 code for a protein of 992 amino acids. Lineage: Eukaryota; Fungi; Basidiomycota; Exobasidiomycetes; Georgefischeriales; Tilletiariaceae. The record is from RefSeq and is a predicted model, not a curated record. The transcript has 8 exons.
AUGCUGCUCACCAACCGAAUGCGAGGCGCAUGUCGCCUCGCCGCAGGCAACAGCAGCAUUGUUGGGCGAGCUUGUGGAAGGGUUACGGCAAGCCGCUCGUACGCAGGCAAAGGCGCUUUUGGCUUCCUCCCUCCUCCGGCGCUCACGAUUGAGGACUACACGCCAGAAGAGCUCGCAAAUCGCAACGCUAACGCGCCCCUGCUGCGGUACGUCGACAAUGUCCGCCGGCAUGCGCACCGCGCAGCGCUCAUCGACCCGCUCGACCUGAUGCCGCGCGAAGAUACGGUACGCGCGCUCAGUGUUGAACGGUACGGCCUCCUGGAGUCGAAGCAAGGCCAUGCCGAGAGGUACGACACGUCAGGGAUCCUACGCAUGCCGCCAGUCUUCGCUGAUUCCGAAGCUCAGGCCGGUACCGGCAUGCGGAGUAUCGCCGAGAUCACCGAGUGGCUGCGGAAAGUCUAUGUGGACAAGCUCUCCGUCGAGUUCAUGCACACGGGCAUGAAAGGCGUGCGUAACUACAUCAUGGACCUGUUUGAGGACGUCAACACGCACGCACCGCUCAGCAAAGACGAGAAGCGGAGAUGCCUGGAACUGAUGACAAGAAGCGAGGUACUCGAUCGCUUCUUGGCGCAACGCUUCCCAAAUGUUAAGAGGUAUGGAAAUGAAGGUGCCGAGAGCACGCUGCCAGCUCUGGAUAUGCUUUUCCGAAAGAGCGCAGAAGCCGGCAUCUCCUCUGUCGUGCUCUGCAUGCCCCAUCGCGGCCGUCUGUCUCUACUAACCGAGCUGCUCGGCAUGCCGCUGCCAUCGCUUUUCCAUAAGAUGCGCGGCGGAUCUGAAAUCCCGACCGUGGAUUCGAUGACGGGGCAUGAACUGGCUGGCGCAACGGCUGAUGUGCUUUCGCACCUCGUGCACGAGCCGACGCUGCGAUACGGCGACAAGGACAUCAAGAUCUGCAUGCUGCAGAACCCGUCGCAUCUGGAGGCCGUCAACCCCGUCGCCAUGGGUAAGGCGCGGGCACGGCAGACGUUCGGGAAGCUCAGCGCUUCCGACAGCGACAAAGGCGUCGCGCGACUCGGCGACGAUGUCCUCUGUGUCCAGAUCCACGGCGAUGCAGCUAUGUCGGGGCAGGGCAUUGUGAUGGAGUCGCUCGGCCUUUCCGAGCUACCGCACUACAACGUCGGCGGGUCGAUCCAUCUGGUCGUCAACAACAAUAUUGGCUACACGACACCGAGCACUGCAGCGCGCAGCUCGCUCUACGCGUCGGACAUCGCCAAGAUGAUUGGUGCACCCGUGCUGCAUGUCAACGGAGACCAUCCCGAGGAGGUUGUCAAGGCCAUCAAGAUCGCGGUGCAGAUGCGCAUGCGGUUCAGGCGCGAUGUCAUCGUGGAUCUGAUUACGUACAGGCGGUGGGGACACAAUGAGUUGGACGAACCACGCUUCACGCAGCCAAAGAUGUACGAGAAGAUUGCGUCGAGGGCAAGCGUCCCGGAGGCCUACGAACAUCGUUUGCUUUCGGAAAGCAUCCUCAGCGCCGACGAGGCCUCUACGCUACGCCUAAAGCGGGUAGGCGAGAUGGAAGCGGCUCUCGCCGAGACGGAUCAGUACGAUCCGACAGCGGACCACCUGCAAGGGAAGUGGAGCGUAUGCGUCUGGCCGACCAGUACGGACGCUGUACAUGAGCCAGAGACGGGUCUAGAGCCGGACGUGGCGAGGAGCAUCGGCGAGGCAUCUGUUGCAGUGCCGGACGGCUUCAAUCUGCACUCUCGGCUUAACAGGCAUAUCAAGCAACGAGUGGAGAGCCUCAAAGAAGGAAAGGGCAUCAAUUGGGCGACAGCCGAGGCGAUCGCUUUCGGUAGUUUGCUCUCCGAAGGCACCCACAUUAGAUUGAGUGGAGAAGAUGUGCAACGCGGAACCUUCUCGCAGCGUCACGCUGCGUUAGUGGAUCAGAAGACUGAAUCGAUCCACGUACCACUGAAUCUUGCGGACCUUGCUGCAAGCUCGACUGCAAAGCCACCACAAGGCAGACUAGAGCUGGCCAACUCAUCUCUCAGCGAAGAGGCUGUUCUAGGCUUCGAAGUCGGGGUCAGCUGGGAUAGGCCGGAUGUUCUGCCGAUAUGGGAGGCCCAGUUUGGCGACUUCUUUAAUGGCGCGCAAGUCAUCAUCGACACCUUCAUCGCUGGUGGUGAAGCAAAGUGGCUCAAGCAAUCCGCGCUCACGCUUCUUCUGCCGCACGGCUUCGAUGGCGCGGGCCCAGAACAUUCGUCCUGCCGCAUUGAGCGCUUCCUGCAGCUGUGUAACGACCCCUUCGAGCCACCGGGUCACGUAGUAGGCUCGUCGUCGCUCCCUUACUCUCCUUCCUUGCCUUUCAUCAACCCCACAACACCAGCGCAGUACUUCCAUGCUCUGCGCCGGCAGAUGAAACGCAAUUACCGCAAGCCAUUGAUCAUCGCGGCACCCAAGGGCCUGCUGCGCUCGCCCCACGCAGCGUCGACACUUCAGGACUUUGCCCCCGGUACACGUUUCCAGUCCGUGCUCGACGAUCCGCGCUUCUCUGCAGACGCAAGCCAGGUCGAGAAGAUGGUGCUCUGCUCAGGCAAGCACUACUAUACGCUCGUCGAGCAGCGUGCAGCGAUGAAGCUUGACGAGCAUGUCGCGCUUGUGCGACUGGAGGAGCUCAGCCCCUUCCCCUUCGAACAGCUCCGGUCAGUCCUGGGACGCUACAAGCAUCUUUUCGCUGCUGCUUCCGAAGUUGGCUCGAACGCCUCAGGUCCGCAUAUCGUCUGGGCGCAAGAGGAGCCGCGCAACCAAGGCGCCUGGGUGCACGUCUCGUUGCGCUUGCAAGCCCUGCUGGAUGAGGUAGGUGCCAGCGGCCUCAGGCUUGCAUACCGCGGCCGUAAGGAGUGCGCUGUUCCCGCUGUCGGAGUGAGCAAAUGGCACAAGAAGGAGGUAGAGGAAAUGAUGGCGGACGUGUUUAAAUAA